This is a messenger RNA of Athalia rosae (coleseed sawfly), 2824 nucleotides long. Its product is annotated as DDB1- and CUL4-associated factor 5. NCBI's taxonomy places the organism in Eukaryota, Metazoa, Arthropoda, Insecta, Hymenoptera, Athaliidae. The record is from RefSeq and is a predicted model, not a curated record. The transcript has 7 exons. Bases 116 to 2449 code for a protein of 777 amino acids. Gene Ontology annotation, biological process: negative regulation of fatty acid biosynthetic process. Gene Ontology annotation, molecular function: protein binding. Gene Ontology annotation, cellular component: cytoplasm; Cul4-RING E3 ubiquitin ligase complex.
CAGCUUUUUAUAAUACCGAGGUGGAGUAGCUGUUUUAUUUACUUUUUUCUACAAUCAGGACUGAAGUGUUAUGUGGAAGAGUAAGAGCCGAAAGUUUCGGUGAAAAAUAACCACCAUGGUAUCCCCAUCGGUUUGCAAUCCUAUUUCCUACAUUGCAAACAGGCAGAUAGACGAUCAUGUCAAUUCAACCAAGGGACUUGUCAACGCCAGGCUCAGCUAUUCCGAAAAUUUAUUUAGGAAAGAUCUUCAGUCACAUUAUGGUUGCGUUAAUGCCAUCGAGUUUUCUAAAGAAGGGGAGUUACUUGUAUCCGGUGGCGAUGAUAGAAGAGUUUUAUUAUGGAAGGUUGAACAGGCAAUACAAGGUGUUGGCAAACCGGCAGUUAUGAGAGCCCAACAUGUCAGCAAUAUUUUCUGUCUUGGUUACGACAGUACCAAAUCAAAAAUAUUUUCAGCUGGAAAUGACGAUCAAGUUAUUGUCCAUGACUUAAAAACCGGAGAUCCCCUAAACUAUUUUCUGCAUGAAAAGCCAGUCUACGGUUUAUCGAUUCAUCCACACAAUGACAAUGUUUUCUCAAGCGCCUGUGAUGACGGGAGGGUUUUGAUAUACGAUAUCAGAGAUUCUUCUUCUACAGAGUCAUUUUGCCUGGCUCAAUACAAAUCAGCUUUUCACUCCGUUAUGUUCAAUCCCGCCGAGCCACGAUUGCUUGCAACAGCGAAUGCCAAGGAGGGUGUCAGCAUGUGGGAUGUUCGUAAGCCACUCGAAGCGGUGUUGAGAUAUGGCGCCGAGGGUACAUCGCAAAGCUGUAUGAACGUCAGAUACAACGCAGCUGGUACAAAAUUGCUGGCUCUGAGAAGAAGACUCCCUCCAGUUUUAUAUGCCGUUGAUUCUCAGACCCAUCUUUGUCAAUUUGAUCAUCCUGGCUACUACAACAGUUGUACAAUGAAGUCUUGUUGUUUUGCCGGUGAUGAUGACCAAUAUGUUCUCUCAGGAUCUGAUGACUUCAAUCUAUACAUGUGGAAAAUCCCAACAAAUAAUGAAAAAUGGGUGGACUCUGCGCAUAUGGUUCUGCAUGGACAUAGAUCUAUCGUAAAUCAAGUACGAUUCAAUCAAUCGAGUUGUAUCCUUGCCUCAUCGGGUGUCGAGAAAAUCAUCAAAAUUUGGAGUCCGUUUCCGCUGGGUAACGGAUGCCUUGGUGGUUUGAAGAAAGAAGCUGGCAAGCAGGAAAGACAGCGUAGGGUUUUCACACACGAUGAAUACAUCGGCCUGGUAUUAAGGAGUGGCCAGUACAUGACGCAUGAUUACAGUCAUCAAUCGACUCGUGAAGAUCCUCGCAUGAUGGCGUUCUUUGAUUCUCUUGUACAAAGGGAAAUUGAGGGAUGGAGUUCGGAAGAUGCGCCUCUUGGGCCACAAACUCCGAGUGACUCUGAAAAUAAUCCAACGAUAGGACGCACAUAUAAUGCUAGUGAUUCGGACGACUCCACUGCCUCGAACCGUCAGCUUAUGCUCAGCAUUAUGGGAUCAGCGGUUAGUUCUCGUAGUUCGACAGGAGGCGGAGUUACACCUGAAAGACCUUCGGAAUCACCAAAUCGUAUCGCGCAGUUGAUAGCAAACCGGAGAGAAAAGCUCAUGAGACUAGCAGCUCUGGAAGGUGGUGCAACGGUAAAUACAUCUAUUAACGCAGUUAGCCGCGUGGAGCCGGUUGCUGAAGACGUGAAAGAGGAUAUCAGAUCAAAGUGUAAAUCCAAGAGUCGAUCGAAAAGCGCUAAAAUAAAGCAUAGUCGAAUUACUCGAAAAAAGUGUAGAAUCCGUCGAAAAUUGGUGAUAAAAAAAGAUGAUAGCGAUACUUAUAGCGACACACAAUCCCUGGAUACCACUCAGCCUAGCACAAGUUCAGGCGUUGUUUCACGUAGAUCGAGAUACUCGGCUACAUCAAUUGGAAAUGAUGAUCAUUCUAGUAGUAGCAGCGAAGAUGAAGGAUUCACAGAAAAGCGUAAAAACUGCAAAGAUGACUCGGAUAGUUCCAUCAAAGUUCCAAAAUUGAAAAAGGUACGGAAAAAUAAUACAAAGCAUGAAUACGAAGAAAAUCGCAGUAAACAAUUGAAGGUUGAUAACGAAACGACGAAAGGUGUGGUUCCUAAUCUCCGAAAAGACUUAGUGAAUAAUUCAAUUGCGGGAAAGAGGCGAAUCGAAGAAUUGGGAACACCCAUAAAAAUAAUACCUAAAGUACCGCCGACUCCAGAUAGUGGGAUCUCUGGUGUGUCAACGGUUGAAAAAUCGUUAGAAGAAAUUGGGAAAGCUUGGAUAGGGGGUGAUAGUUCCGAUCAUGAACAAAAACAGAUAAACUUGGAACGUUUUAGAAAAAAAGUUGACAUUGCUAGGCGAGGUUAUCGACACCGUUCUACCCCCUUGACAAAACUUCCUUCCAGUACCAGCGAUUCGUCUGAUUAAAAUUGUUCUCCUAAUUCAUCUCGUCGCAGCUAUUCCUUAUUGUAUGUAUAUAUUGAAUCUGUGAUUCCCUAAAAUAUAUUUUUAUAAUAUUAAGUUUGAUGGCUCGUGAUUAGUGAGCACGAUGAUUUUCUUUUUUUACCAUUCGCGAUUGAUAUGAACCGGUUUAUUAGCUGUGCCGAUAUUGUUUUACACAUAAUUAGAAAAACAAUUAAUAAUAACGGGUUCAUUUAUCAGGGCCAUUAUUUAUCGAUUUUAUAUAGAUUCCUUUUGGUACGAGAUAUUCAUGUAUAAUCGUGGUCCGUUAACCAAUGAAUUCAAACCUCACGGGUAAAAAUGUUUGAAUAAUAAAAAUAAAUCGUGAUUAUCAAAGUUGAA